UGUUCGAGAGUUUGAAACUGACCGCGUACGACCUUAGCAUUGACACCGAUACAAUGUGUCAGGUGUCUAUUAUUGUGAUUGCGGGUUUACCAAAAACUGAAAGAAACGUUAGCAUUAGUUCAGAUCAGAUUCUCGAGAGUUCAGCUUUGGACGAGGAGACUCGGUUGAAUUUUCCCACAACUUCUGAAAUUCACGGGAGAGUGUGA
Molecule: messenger RNA, 206 nt
Organism: Acaulospora colombiana
Lineage: Eukaryota; Fungi; Glomeromycota; Glomeromycetes; Diversisporales; Acaulosporaceae
Source: the annotation of a GenBank genome assembly